UUGAGAGGACUCCACUAGAAUCGUGAUUGUAGAAAAUGCAUGUUAGUAUUUACCAAGGACUGCUGUUACUUAGUCAAAUCCUGCAAAUCUCUGCUGAGCAAUGUACAUCAGCAGGAACUUUCCGGAUAAAUCCAGAUAAGCGAAAUGUAAAGUUGCGUGGAUUUGCUUAUCGUACAUUUGAAAACAUAUCACCAAGGGCAUGCUUCCAAAAAUGUAUCCGGCGAACACGAUGCCAUUCUUACAACUAUAACAGAGCUUCUCUUAGAUGUGAACUUAAUAAUUUGAAACCAAUGUAUGUUUCGGAAAGCUAUCUUCAAAAUGAAAGUGGUUAUGUCUACGUUGAAGUUCAUCAUUACAGAGGGGAUCCACAUUUUGACCCAUGUGUUGGAAAUCCAUGCAACGAUGGUGAAGUGUGUGAAAGCCUUAAGAAUGAAAAAGUCGUCUGUAUAUUGGACGAUUGUAAAACACCGAACGAAGCAUUUCAAAAUGUGGCGCUUGGCAAGAUGUGUGGACAAAGCUCAACAUUUAAUAAUGAACAUGCAGAAUACGCUGUUGAUGGGUUAACCAAUACGGAUAUCCAUACGCUCAAGGACCAGUCUCCAUAUUGGUGGGUAGAUCUAGGAAGCAUCUACAAUAUCAUGAGAAUUGAAGUUAUCAACAGAUACAUUUAUGGCUUCAAACUUCAUGAUCUUGACAUAGCUGUUGGAAACCACCUUGAUGAUAUGUCGAUAUUUGCCAAUUACAAAGGACCCGCUGCAAAUAAUGAGCAUCUAAUAUUCCAGCGCAGUCGGUAUACAGAUGGUCGUUAUGUCAAACUGUCGAUCACUCAAGGCCCAGAAUAUUUACACGUUUCAGAAGUUAUUGUCAUUGGUUAUCCAGUAUGUUGAUAAACAUGAUAAACGGACAAACUGAUUAUAACAUUUUUUAAUUGUUUCAUAGGUUAUAAUAGUUUUAUUUCAUAUACAAUAGUGUCAUUGAUUUGUCUUACAGAAGACUGAAAUUUUUCAAAAUAUUUAACUGGCAAUCUUUAUAUUUUGAAAUACAGUUACACUUGUAAAACAUGUAACACUAGGUGCCAAAUACUGUAACAGCUUAAAAAACUGGAAAUUUAUACCAAUCCGUGUAAACUGAAUAAUCGUUUAUUGCAACUUAUUCUAAAAGGUUACCAAUUCAACACUGUAUUUAGAUCUUUGAAUAGUGUUUUUUAAUUGCUAAAGAUAUUGAUUUUGUAAUUCAAAAUUAAAUUAAAAUAUACUAAUAGUUUCGUUAUACAUAUAUGUACAUUAAGGUAGAUAGGGUGUCUUCUUCCAUCUUGAAUUUUGAAAUACCAGAAAACAAGGUCUAUAUCUUUGAUAAAAUGUGCAAAUUUUGAGAUAAGUAGGUAAUUCAUGUGUAAGAUUUUUCUUUAUAAUAUAGAAAAUGCAAUGUUUUAUCAUAUUUAUGGUUGUAUUUUACCAUUAACUGAAUACUUUUGUUUGAUUCAAUUUUUUCCAACUAUGCCAAAUAAGGGGAGAUAACUCAAAUGCAAGGGCAGAUGAUUCAGAUUGUGUUAAUUUUACAAUAGAAUGUGUUAGAAAUUUAUUAUGUAGCAAGAAAACGAGUUCGGUGACCCCCAUUUUUCUUUUUCUUAUCUGAAAGAAUAAUAUUGCAGCCAUCUUCUCAUAUUUUAUCUAAAAAUUCUAUGGUGUAGUUUUUAUUUUAAUGAGGAAAAUUGGGUUUUCCAUGCAUAUUCUAUACUAAAUCUGAAAAUUUGCACAACCUGUAGUGUGAAAAAAAGUCCGGUGACCCAUUCUUUUAAUUAAUGUUUUGAAACAAGCAAGUAAUAAACUACAUUUUGGAAAAUUAUCAAAAAAUUCUAUGGAUUAUAAUUUAGACACCCCAUCCACCUUAACUGUACCAACGUCAGGUUUUCUGUAACUGUUAAUGACGUCUUUAUACUAAAUCCGUUGAAUGUUGGCUGAUUUUUUUAUAUUGACAUUUAACACUUAUAGAUACAUAAUUUUUUAUAAGUUGUUAUUGGCUUUGAACUUGCUGUCAGUAGCGGCGAGUACUCUUAGAUCUGUACCGUGUGUCCUUUUUGUUGUUAGUGAUGAGGGAUGGAUAAAUAUCAUGCAGCGGCCGGUCUGUUUUUCUCUUUUGAUGUUUUCUACUUUGUAUCGAUCUGAUGAGUUAAGCCUUUUUCAACUGAUUUUUUUAUAGUUUGUUCUUAUGUUGUGCUGUUAACACCACCGUACCAGGUUACAAACAUAUUAAAUCUCGUCACAUUCUUUAUGUGCUUGCCCCGAGUCAGAAGCCUGUAUGAUUCAGUGUUUGCCGUUGGUUCAUGUCUGUCAUAUUUGUUUUUCGUUGUUUUGUAAUGAAUUAGAUAGUUAGAUUUGUCAUUUGAAUUGUUUCAUAUUUUUUAUGUCGGUGGCUUUUAUAGCCGACUAUACGGUAUAGUUUUUUUGCGUAUAAUUGCUGAUAUCCACUUUAUUUGAACUUUGGUGGAAAGUUGUCUCAUUGGCAAACAUACCUCAUCUCCUUAAUUUUGAACAGGUAACAAGUAUAAUUACUUGUUUAUACUUUACCGGCAACAUCUUUUACCCCAAUGUGGUAUUCAUAAUACAAUUAAUGAGACUUUCUAAUUGACUGAUAAAGGGUUGGAAUUAUUUUAUUUCAAAAGCUUAUCUAUUUAGGGUUAACAAAUCUAGAAAAUGUUAUUCAUAUUAAACAAAGAGUAGAAAACAUAUCCAAUGUAUUUACAAUUGAGCUAAAUCAUGGUAGGUAUUAUGUCCGGCUAGGAUCGUGGUUUUUUGAGUGAUUUGAUCGGGCUAUUUUGAGUGUGACCAAUUUUUUUCGAUUGAAUAUGAACAAAUAUUUAAACAAACAGACUUCCUUUCCAACAAAAAGUGAUAUAGAAGCUUGAGUUUAAUAUACAAAGUUAUAUUGUGCAUGAUAGUGUUUGAUAAAGAAAAAUAUUAUUAAUCCGACAUUAUUUUUCGUUACAAAAAGUUGAAACAAGCAUUAAAAUGCUUUAAUUCAAAAAUAUAGAAUAAAGCCACUUUUUUACACAUAACACUGAUAAUGUUGAAAGAAAUUCAUACAUGGAAUCUUUAUGUCCUUAGAAAUACAGAUACUUUACAAAAAUUCUUGUUUUUGCAUUGAAAGCGACAUUUUAAGACUAAAUUCAUUUCUUUAUGUAUGGUUUUUUUCAAGAGCAGUCCGGGCUUUUUCGAGUUUGAGUGAUUAUACAAAUUUCCUAUAGCUUGAAAUGCUAUGUGUCAGUGUAUUUACGUUUCAAAACAAUAAACAAAGGUUCAUAUUGUGUACUUUUCCAAGUAUUAACCAAUGCAUUUGUCAGUUUGAUAAUGGUGUUCUAACACUUACAUGUUAUAAAUAUGUGUCCAUUUGUAUAUGUUACAGUGAAUAGGUAUAAUUAGGGAUUAUGUAGAAUCACUAAAAUCAUUAGUAAUUAUU
Molecule: messenger RNA, 3456 nt
Organism: Mytilus trossulus (common blue mussel)
Lineage: Eukaryota; Metazoa; Mollusca; Bivalvia; Mytilida; Mytilidae
Exons: 4
Coding region: 36-887 (283 amino acids)
Source: RefSeq, a predicted model, not a curated record